ACAGCGUACAUUUUAUAAACAAUGAAUCUAUAGUGUAUGUUGAAUGUUUAUUCAACAUACACUUAUUUCUCUUAUUUGGAGAAAGUUCUGAUCAUUUCAACUCCAGCGACGAGAGCAAAAGCACAACCUUACACUGAAAUGCUACACAGGCCCUUUGUCGCUUCUCCACAGUCAGUGGCUGAGCUGUGCAGCUCACUUUAAGAACAUUAUCCCCCUUUUAAUCCACUUUGCCUUCUGCCACAUGCAGGUGGACAGACUGUCAGACGGCACAGGGUGGGACAACCAAACACCCGCUUCCAUUUUAAUGGCUCACUGUGUGUGUGUGUGUUUUUGAGAAGCCUUUUUUAUAGUUGAACAUCCUUCAUUUUCUUCAGAUGACCUUGUGUUUAGCUUUGCUUAAACAUGGAGGAACCCGACGUGAGACAGCUGAAGCUGGACAACCAGCGAACCCUCCUGAUGAAGAAGCAGCAGAAGAAGAGGGCCGACACCCAAAUGGUGACGGCCACUCGGGAGAGUCGCCCAAAGAAAACCAAGCACAAAGCCGUGUGCUCUGAUGAGACCCUGCUGUUAAUCAGCCAAUCCCUCAGCAGCACGUCUCUCAGCGAUCAAGUGGAGCACGCUCACGAUAACCCGCUGGAUGAAAUCACACUGGGCGAAUGCAACACAACGGCAAACAUGACACUGGAGGAGCUGCCCCCAGAGACGCCCUGCACUCCCAGAGCAAUGGACACAGACGUGGACAAAGAGUCCGAGGCGACGUGUGAACUAGAGGACGAUGCUCAGGCGGAGGGGAAAAAGACAAGGAAGAAAGACGUGAAAAAGGAAAAACCUAAACGAAACACAGAGAUGGAUCAGAACAAAGAAAGAGAAGAAGACGAGGAGAAAAGAGAGAAAAAAACCAAGACAAAGGACAAAGGGAAAGAAUCUGAAGGCGCAAAGAAGACAAACAAGGCAACCAAAAAAACAAAAAAGUCGCCUUUAGAGGAGGCUGUGAUUCACGAGACACUGUCAGUGAUGGAGGAGGAAAGUCCAAAGAAACAAAAACAUGACCACAGCGACGAUGACGAGGAGAACGACAAGCCCCAGAGGCCGGUCCUUCCCUCAUCUAAGAGGAAAAAACAACUGGACACAACCCGGUGCCAAAUAAGUGACGAGAGCAAAGAUGAAGAAGUCAGAGAAAAGGAGAGAAAGGGAAAAAAGACGAAUAAAGUAGACGAAACUACUCCAAGUCUAGUUUCACUGAACUCCAAUUACAGGGAGAAUUCAUCCUCGGACAGUGAAUCUAACAAAAGGUCAACCUCCCCAAUGUCAGUGGAGGAUCUAGAGAAGUUUGCUUUGCAUCCUGCUCCCAGAGAUGUGACCAUCCAGUGCAGGGUCACCAGAGACAGGAGAGGAAUGGAGAAGGGCAUUUACCCGACUUACUACCUCCACAUGGAGAAGGAGGAUGGCAAGAGGGUGUUUCUGAUGGCGGGCAGGAAGAGGAAGAAGUGCAAAACAUCCAACUACCUCAUCUCCACUGACCCAACAAACUUGUCCAGAGACACAAACUGCUACAUCGGAAAACUACGGUCCAAUAUUCUGGGAACAAAGUUCACCGUCUACGACGGAGGAGAAAACCCAGAGAAGAAGCCCUUUAUCAAAGAGUGUGAAUCGGUGCGGCAAGAGCUGGCAGCAAUUUGCUACGAGACAAAUGUGCUGGGCUUCAAGGGUCCACGGAAAAUGACAGUGAUCAUCCCCGGCAUGCUGGAGAAUGACGAUAGAGUGUCCAUUCAACCAAAUAAUGACCUGGAAACUCUUCUGAGUCGCCAAGCAAACGGCAACACGGACAAACUGGUGACGCUGGUAAACAAAUCCCCGAGCUGGAAUGAACAGACUCAGUCUUAUGUGCUCAACUUCCACGGGCGUGUUACUCAGGCCUCUGUCAAAAACUUCCAGAUCAUCCACCCUGACAAUGAUGAUUACAUAGUGAUGCAGUUUGGUCGCGUGGCAGAGGACGUCUUCUCGAUGGAUUACAGUUUCCCCAUGUGUGCCCUGCAAGCCUUUGCCAUAACUCUGUCGUCCUUUGAUGGCAAACUGGCCUGUGAGUGACUCCUGCUGGUGUGCCACAAGUGCUUAAAGAUGCCAGAUCUGUGGCAGUUUGCAUACUUGUUUUAUUGUUUUAUAUAGUGGUAGUAAUGCAAGUUAGGCCACAGUAAUGUUUUUUGUGAGGUGUGUAAAGGAAUCGUGCAAUACUUAAUGAGACAGCUGUGUAAGGUUUUUCACAAACUUUCUAUACGGAGACCCAGUUUUUAAAGACAACAAACUAUCGUAACCUAAAUCACGAUAUAACUAAUUUAUGGUCAAAUCCGUGGUCGUAACACCUAACAUCAUUUUUAGUUGGUACACACAUAAUUUCCAAGAGAUGUUUGGUAAAUGAGUUAUUUGAAACAUAUACACAUAAUUCUUCACCAAAUGGCAAAUUUGUUUGGGGAACCAAAACAAAUCUCUGACGACCCAAUCUGUGGGAAUCACAGGUAUAACUUUGACUUUUAUUUGCCAUGUUUCAGCAUUAUUUGUUACUACUGUUAUUUCUGUUUGACUUUCUAUAAUAAUAAACCUGUUUUGUCCA
Molecule: messenger RNA, 2608 nt
Organism: Solea senegalensis (Senegalese sole)
Lineage: Eukaryota; Metazoa; Chordata; Actinopteri; Pleuronectiformes; Soleidae
Product: tubby protein homolog
Exons: 12
Coding region: 403-2088 (561 amino acids)
Biological process (GO): protein localization to cilium
Cellular component (GO): cilium
Source: RefSeq, a predicted model, not a curated record